Molecule: messenger RNA, 957 nt
Organism: Synchytrium microbalum
Lineage: Eukaryota; Fungi; Chytridiomycota; Chytridiomycetes; Synchytriales; Synchytriaceae
Gene: SMI558
Product: very-long-chain 3-oxoacyl-CoA synthase
Exons: 9
Coding region: 1-957 (318 amino acids)
Biological process (GO): fatty acid elongation, saturated fatty acid; fatty acid elongation, polyunsaturated fatty acid; sphingolipid biosynthetic process
Cellular component (GO): endoplasmic reticulum membrane
Molecular function (GO): fatty acid elongase activity
Source: RefSeq, a predicted model, not a curated record
AUGCAUUUCUCACCGUUCAAUGAUGUCUUGGACAUGAUAUUGGCCAAGUACUUUCACAUUUCUGCCGAUGCAUUCAAGUUUCACGAAGGAUUGCCAUUUGGAACACUACCCAGCAUCGUCGCUGCAAGUCUGGGAUACGUGAUUGUGAUGAUGGGAGGCCAAGAGAUCAUGAGAGGAUACCAGUCAUUUAAUCUCAAGUACUUGAUCUUUCUACACAAUGCAAUCAUGUCUAUUGCAUCUGGGCUUCUCUUCAUGUUGAUUUUGGAACCACUGGUUCCAAUGUGGCAAGAGCACGGGUUGAACUUUACGCUAUGUCACUACGAUGCAUACACUCCUCGUUUGGAGCUUUUCUACUACUUGAACUACCUCUUCAAGCUUUGGGAGUUUAUAGACACAGGCUUCAUGGUGCUGCGAAAGCGCCCAUUAGAAUUUCUGCAUGUGUAUCAUCACAGUGCUACCGCAGCAUUUACCUACAUGUUCCUCGUGAAACCCCACCCUAUAACUUGGUUCGCCAUUCUAAUGAACUUGACUGUCCACGUUUUGAUGUACUACUACUAUGCGGUAUCUACUGUCUCGAAACGAAAAAUCUGGUGGAAGAAGCAUCUGACCACGAUGCAAAUAUCGCAAUUUGUCUUGGAUCUUUUAAUGCUCGCAUACGUCGCAUACAACGUCUACACAAACGAAUACUUUCCAUGGUUGAAGACGGACUAUGGAUUUAAAACAUUAGAAUACUGCACAUCGGUCGAUCCGCACACACACCUCACAGUCUGUGCCGUCAUUUUUGGGUCUUACUUGAUCCUCUUUUUGGACUUUUACGUGAGGUCCUACAAUCGAGCUGCGGCUGCUAAACAGGUUGCUGCUGGAGCCGCCAGGACGAACGGAAAAGCUAAUCACGUCAAUGGCCAUACUAAUGGUCAUACCAGUGGCAAUGGCUCCUCCUUCUUGAAGGAAGAGUAG